UGUUUCAGGCACAUUUUAAAUGCAUCUUGUAGAUCUGUUUGCAGAAACCUGUGUCCAAGCCUUCCUUGCAAGGCAGUAUGUUUGCUACGUUGGAAGGAAAUAAAUCCUCCAUCUCGUUGUAGGUGUUAGCUUGGUAGCUAGUACAUUUUUUUGGUUGUUAUUGAUUAGCUAAUAUGUAGGCUUUUUAUUCUCUAAGUUAAGUUACGCGCCCACGGUAUAUUUUUGUUUUCUCGUUUGCAAAAUGCGAUGGGUUUUGGUCUAAACGCAUUGCAUAUUUUCCAGAUACAACUAGCUCGCGGCAGUAGUAUUGCUAGCUGUACAGUAUCGGUAGUUUGUAAGGUAACAGUGAACCCCCCCCCCCCUCCCCCAAACGGCUUAAUGAAUCCAGUACCCUCUAGUUUGUCGGAAGAGUCGGAUCAACUUCCUGCAAUGCAGGGGAAUUCUGAGGAGUCGGUGAGUUCGGCCCUUCCCAAUGGCAGCGAGAAGCCCCCCAAGCGUGGCAGGGGCAGGCCGCUGGGGUCCGCCAAGAAGAGCCCCAAACCAGUAAAAACGCCAGGCAAGCGCGGGAGGCCACGCAAAUUAGUCUUGGACACCUCAGCUCCAGUCAAAUCCCCUGGGCCGGUCAAGAAGCGAGGCCGACCUCCGAAAGUAAUAAAAGUGAGGGGAAGGCCCAGGAAAAGUCCCCUUACACCUGAGGAAGAGGAGGAGAGGAAGAAAAUGAAGGGCAAGCCCAAGUCGCCACGGGUGUGGAAGCCCCUGGGGAGGCCGCGCAUCUACCCCCGUGAGGAUCCCCCCGCCGCGGCCGCCACUGCCUCGGAGCCCAGAGGGAGAGGACGCCCACGCAAGACCCCGUCGGCGCAGGGCGCGCACUUGCGCAAGAACGCCCAGCCGUCCCCGGCUCCCGACGGCCCCCCGCGCAAGAGGGGUCGGCCCCCGGGCUCGUCCGCAAACAGCCUCGCCAAAAAGGAGCCCGAGGCGGAGAGGGAUUCUGAGCAGAAGCUCAGCACGCCCCCCACAAAGCGCUCGCGCCAGGACGACAGCAGUGCGGCGGACAAACCUCAGGGGGAAGAAUCUGAGGGAAAUGCGGAGGAACAGACGGAGGGCGACACAGAGACAAGCCAAAACGAAGGGUCAAAAAUACCUGAGCCGGGUGCUUCGGGUGACCAGCCGGAAAGCGUAGACCCGACAGAAAAGGAGGAGGAGGAGCAGCAGCAGGAGGAGAAGCAGGAAGAGCAGCAGCAGGAGGAGGAGGAGGAGGAGGAGGAGAGUGUUCCGGUGGUCUCACAGCGCAGGAGCGGCCGGCCCCGGAGCACGGCGGUACUGGCCGCACAGGAACAGAAGGGUGAGGAAGGGAAAGCGGCCGGUAAGAGGGGCAGGAAGGCAGUGCUGUCCAAGAAAGCGGCCGUCGGCAAAGGGAGCAAGAACGAGAAGCCAGGAAGGGAGAGCAUCAGCAGAAUCCUGUAAGAGGCCCGGAGGGAUAGAUGGGACAGAUGGAUGUGUUUUUAAGUGUUUUGUGGGAUUACCCUAACCAAAUCCCACUAUUGUUUUUAUUGAUUAACCUAUCCUCCAGUUUUCCUUUCUACGUUUAAAGACUGGUCUUGGAGAUGCUGUCUGAAUUUAAGCUUUUUGUAAACCCUCCUCAGGGUAAUUCCAAGUCAGUUCAACACCGUUUUGGACUGAUUUUAAUGAGAUUUGGCGUGCUGAUUUGACCUUAUAAGAAGAGCUGGUGAACAUCUAUAAAGUGAUUAUAAGAACCAUUUCUCUACGGCCUACAGUAAUGGAGAUCGAGCAAGUCAAAGUCACAGAGUCACGCAAAUUAGUUAGCCCAUACCCCACAUAUUAACAAUUUGACAAGUGUAAUUUCAGUUCUUGGGGUUUCUUAAGAGGCCAAAUCGGCAUGCUAAAUCUCCACAUGUCCAAACGUGUACUUAAUUGACAUGGAAUUACCCCUCAGUCCUCUACUGAUGUGAAAAACUUAUGUACCUAAAUAAAAUGUUCAAUGCACUCAGAUAUCCAUGUCCCUUUAAGUCCACAAGUAAAUCACUGUGUGCAAGUUCCUAUAGGCAUUACACAAAUUGUGGCUAAAGGGGUUACAUUGUUGGGAGAAUGUGCUUGUUAUUGUGUUAACCUCUUUGUCCCUUUUUCAUUUUAUAAUUAUAUGGAAACUGAUUAGAUUUGGGUAACUGGUGCUAGGAUGCAAAACUUAAAACUUUGAACGAACUACUUAAUAGUAAUGAAAUUAAAUUUUUUUAAACAAUGGAAUUGGUGAAAAUGGUCAUUUUGUAAUGCUGUCUUGUUAAUAAACAAUUUGUUCAUGUAGUGAAAGCUUUAAGAGGCUACCAAAAACAAAUGCUAUGAUAUAAAACCUUAAUAUAAACUCUAGAGUGCCAAAUCAUUGUGCUAUUAAUGAGGCCUGAAACUACUGAAGAAAACUAUAACCAAGGUCAUAUGUUAAAUAAAAAUGCAUUUGUUCCUUCAAAUAAAUCAAGUGAAGAAAGAUGGGAGACCUUUCAUGGCAUAAUAGUACAGUCCUUUAAAUUAAAUUGAGGUGAUUAUCAACUGUUCUUUCAGCCCAAACAAAAAUUCACCUGCUCUUUGUUCAUCCCCCUUUGUUAUUUUUAUGCGCUCAACAUGUUUUAUGUGCCUUACUUGCCAAUGCAUGAAAUUGUUCCAGGUUGGGAUCCCUCCAAAUAUAGUAAACAGUUUUACAAUGUAGUGUUUUUUUAACUGUUGGUAAAUUAAAACAUUAUAAUCCUGUUGUUUCAAAAUGCAUUUUUACACAAGUAUAUAUUCAUGGUACAUAAAAUGCAUCCUAUGAACUUGUGCCGGUGUAACCAUACCAUUUUUGGACAAUUUUAUUUGCACUCUGUUGUUUACUUAACUUUAAUGAUGCUCUGCUUAGUUUGUCAUUCAUGAAAUAAGUACAUAUUGCAUCAGGUACUAUGUAGCAUUUGUAUUUGUAAUUCAAAAAAUUUUCAUGAAUUAUUUUCAAACUAAGUACAGUCUUCUCAUGUCAAUAUAUAUUUUAAAAACAAUGGUAACAGAAAGGACACGUCAAAAUUAAAUCUUUGGAUGGGCUGUCUGAUUGAGUCACUAGAUGUAUUUGUCAGGAGUUGUUCGCCUCACAGUGCAAGUUCCAAACACAGCGACAAGUGAAGAUGGAAAGCUUGAAGAUGGAUAGGAUUUUUCCCUAGAGCCUGGUAGCAUUUAUUAGCAUUCACAUUUACCAUACAUUUAGAAAGUAGUUUCAAAUGUCUGUCUGGGUUUGUGUUCAUCAGGUUGUGGUCAUUGGAGGCUUUAGGUUUGGUAAAUGGACCUGCCUGAACCUAUGGGAUAAUUUCAGCUGUACCUUUUUGAGCAGGUAUUAAGGAAGCGAACAGAUGUAAGCUGUUAUUCUUGCUAAGAAUUUAGUUUUCACCCAUAUGGCCAAAUCUGAAAAUAGCUGGAAUUAAUGGUGAGCCUUUUUCAACCACAGCCCAUGAAAGAAAUAGUGUCUGAUUGCAAACUAGAACCAUCAACUAAAAUGGAUGGUGCUCAUGUAGAAUUCCAAAUUCUGAAUUGCUGUAACUAGCUUUGGGGUUGUACAUUUUGUUUUCACCUAAUGUGUAUACCUUGAUCUUACUUGCGUACUCCACCUGCACGUGAGAUUAAUGGGAUUAAUAAAUCCACCAUUAGCUACAUUUUCAAUGGCAUCUGUACUCUAAAAUUAUCAUCAUUCUCAAAUGUGAAAUUGAUCAAGAUUUAAAAAGGUGUUUAACAUUCUUGGUCAAGUCGCCUGUUUUUCCUGUCCUAAAAAAAAGGUUGAAUUCUGAACUCAUUUGUAUGGGUGGUUUUCUUCAGGACCAAGUUUUUAGUUUGCUAGUUAUGGACACAACAUAUUGUUCCAGUUUCUGAUGAUUUUGUGAAUAGUCUGUGCUUUUAUUAUUAUUUUACCACAGCUUUAAAAAGGACUUGUCAGUGUUUUCCCCUCAUAGUAAUAACAGUUAUGUACAGUAUAGUUCCUUUGCAAAAAAAGUCUACAUAGCAAAGUAGGUGUUUUGUUGGUUUUACUUGUGCAUUUAUUUCUGAUGUUUUUUGUGUGUAACCUUUCGAGAAAAUUAAAACAAAUAUUUUCCAGUAUGUAUGGCUUAAACUGAAUCCGAUUUUGAAAACCCAUAGUCAGCUAAAAAGAUUUAACUUGGGAAAACUCAAAAGGAAAGUUCACCCUUAUCUUCUUAUGUCAAAUUUACAGCAAUGCUUUGUGAAUUACAUUUGCUUUUCUUUUUACUGAUCAGCACCAAAAGAAAUGUGUGUAUUUUAUGUAGAGCCAAUAAAUAACUAAUACAAAUCUAUAUAUCUGGUCCUAUGUUAGUGUUCUUCUCGGAAGUCAAUUAAAACAAAGUCUUGCCAUUAUUAA
Conger conger (European conger) is the source of this 4396-nucleotide messenger RNA. RefSeq names its product ABC transporter F family member 4. The transcript has 2 exons. The record is from RefSeq and is a predicted model, not a curated record. Gene Ontology annotation, biological process: regulation of DNA-templated transcription. The coding region runs from base 247 to 1464 and encodes 405 amino acids. Gene Ontology annotation, cellular component: chromatin; nucleus. Gene Ontology annotation, molecular function: DNA binding. Lineage: Eukaryota; Metazoa; Chordata; Actinopteri; Anguilliformes; Congridae.